GGUGUUUUAAUAUUGCAGUGCUUAAUUUACAGUUUCUAUAAGCCUAUUAUUCUUUUCUCUCUUUCUCCAUGGCUACUUUCCAUUCAUCUGUCAAGAAACCUUCAAUGGUUUCUGCCAUGUUACUACUUGGUCUGCUAAUGGCUGGUCUAGACUCAACAGCUGCUCAAAUAGGUGUUUGUUAUGGAAUGCUCGGCAACAAUUUACCGUCAAAACCAGAAGUCAUCGCUCUCUUCAACCAGAACAACAUCCGAAGAAUGAGAAUCUAUGAUCCAAACAGAGAGACUCUCGAAGCCCUUAGAGGCUCCAACAUUGAGCUCAUGCUAGGCCUCCCAAACACUGACCUUCAAAGAAUGGCUUCCAAUCAAGGUGAAGCAAACACCUGGGUACAAAACAAUGUCAAAAACUACGCCGCCAACGUCAAAUUCAAAUACAUCGCUGUUGGAAAUGAAGUAAAACCCGGCGAUAGUUUCGCUCAGUUUCUUGUUCCAGCCAUGCAAAACAUCCACAACGCCAUUGUUGCAGCUGGCCUUGGAGGCCAAAUCAAAGUCUCCACUGCCAUUGAAACUGGAGCCCUUGGAGAAUCCUUCCCUCCAUCAAAAGGAUCCUUCAAGCAAGACUAUCGACCAAUUCUUGAUCCAAUCAUUCGUUUCCUGAAUGCCAACCCAGCCCCAUUACUGGUCAAUUUGUACCCCUAUUUCAGUUACGCUGGAAACCCCCAACAAAUCAAUCUGGAUUAUGCACUUUUCAGGUCACCAGGAGUCGUGGUUUCGGAUCCUCCACAUGGGUAUCGUAACCUGUUUGAUGCCAUCCUCGAUGCUGUUUACGCCGCACUUGAGAAAACUGGUGGAGGCUCCCUUGAAAUUGUGAUAUCGGAGAGUGGGUGGCCGUCGGCUGCUGGGGUUCAAACGACUAUAGAUAACGCAAAGACUUACAACCAGAAUUUGAUUAACCAUGUUAAGGGAGGAACGCCCAGGAAGCCUGGAAAGGCAAUAGAGACUUAUUUGUUCGCCAUGUUUGAUGAAAAUAACAAGAAUCCGGAAUUGGAGAAACAUUGGGGACUCUUUUCUCCUAACAGGCAGCCAAAGUAUCCAAUUAAUUUUAACUAGUUGGAUUUAUAGACAACAAAAUCAGUAAGGAAUAAGCCAUAUGUGGCAUGUGCGUCUUUCUAAAUA
Pistacia vera is the source of this 1172-nucleotide messenger RNA. Its product is annotated as glucan endo-1,3-beta-glucosidase, basic isoform-like. Gene Ontology annotation, molecular function: hydrolase activity, hydrolyzing O-glycosyl compounds. Gene Ontology annotation, cellular component: plasma membrane; cell wall. Lineage: Eukaryota; Viridiplantae; Streptophyta; Magnoliopsida; Sapindales; Anacardiaceae. The record is from RefSeq and is a predicted model, not a curated record. Gene Ontology annotation, biological process: carbohydrate metabolic process. Bases 69 to 1106 code for a protein of 345 amino acids. The transcript is spliced from 2 exons.